Wyeomyia smithii (pitcher-plant mosquito) is the source of this 3416-nucleotide messenger RNA. It is a transcript of the gene Lim3, whose product is annotated as LIM/homeobox protein Lhx3. Bases 873 to 2288 code for a protein of 471 amino acids. The transcript has 8 exons. Gene Ontology annotation, molecular function: DNA-binding transcription factor activity, RNA polymerase II-specific; RNA polymerase II transcription regulatory region sequence-specific DNA binding. Gene Ontology annotation, cellular component: nucleus. Gene Ontology annotation, biological process: regulation of transcription by RNA polymerase II; neuron differentiation. Lineage: Eukaryota; Metazoa; Arthropoda; Insecta; Diptera; Culicidae. The record is from RefSeq and is a predicted model, not a curated record.
GAUUUCAAUGAGACUUGAAGCAAAAGAUCUGUUCGUUUUACAUGACUGUUAAAGUAUUCCUACACUGGACCCAACAUUUUUCAAGAGUCGCAAAUGUAAGAUUGCGCAGGAUUGUGGCCGAUACUUCAGACGACUGCCUCAGAAGCAGUUCUCCGUCGCUUAGGGAAUUCUAACUGUCAACCCAUUUCUCCGCGAAAAGGACAAGUAAACCGCGUGUGUGCCACAAAAAGGUUUUAUUAGCGGUUUUUGGAAAGAAAAAAAAGUGGUAAUUAAAAUUGAUAAAAAACGAACACUCUGGAAUAGGACAAGCAUCAAGUGAUUACACGCGACGGGUUAUGGCUUAGAAGAAAGCAGCCGUUUUGCUGUGAAAAAUGGACUGUCAAAACGAGUGCAAUGAUCUUCCAAGAAACGGAUUCCACUUUAAAAUUGUGCAGCGAGUGGUUGAACUAUACUGAUAUUAAUACCAGAACACCAACAACCAAAAACAGGAUUACAAACUUAUAUUAGACACCCACACAACAACUAUUAGUGCGAUUAUUCGAAUUGGAGCUGACUUCUGAAAUUGAAUAGAUAAAAAUCACUCUCGUCAUCACUGACUGUAGCCAGUAUGGGUGCCGUAAUCAGUUUUAGUACAAUUCAGUACUAAACACCAAUGACAGUUUGAACACGGUUGUGUAAUAGUUAACAUUUGCAAAAAUUGAACUGGCAAUGGAGUAUCAGUGAUAGCUUUUAUAAACUCGUGCUGUAUGUAUAGCAAAUGAAGCAUAAUGUAGUUAUAUGAAGCACAUCGGCAGACAGUUUUGGAUGUUACUAGACAGACAACAAACAAAUUGGUUUAGGUCGAUUUGUAUGCCUGGUCCAGUCUACCGUACAUGUCACUGGCAUCGUCGAUGAUGCAAUCAUUGACCCACCCAUCGAUGCUGACCAUGCCAGGACUCGAUCAACCGCAAAACACGUCCAGCCUGUUACAACCGCAGGCGCAUCAUUACCAGCAUCACAACCACCUUCAUCUACCGUCAGUUACCAACGAAUCCCCUCGGAAUGGUAUGGUGGAUCCACCUAAUCCGGAACUGCUGCUGGCGCUGAUAGCACGAAAUAAAGCAUUCGAAGCAACCAUUCCAAAAUGCGGAGGAUGUCACGAACUGAUUCUAGACAGAUUUAUCCUCAAAGUAGCCGAUCGAACGUGGCACGCCAAGUGCCUUCAAUGUAGUGAAUGCCACGUGCAACUAAACGAAAAGUGCUUUGCUCGAAAUGGUCAAUUAUUCUGCAAGGAUGACUUCUUCAAGUCCUGCAGGCGGUACGGCACGAAAUGUUCGGCCUGUGAUCUGGGGAUCCCUCCGACGCAAGUGGUCCGACGAGCGCAGGACAACGUAUAUCACCUGCAGUGCUUUAUGUGUUCCAUGUGCUCCCGACAACUCAACACCGGCGACGAGUUCUACUUGAUGGAGGAUGGGAAAUUAGUUUGCAAACCAGACUACGAAGCCGCGAAAGCGAAAGGUUUGUAUCUUUCCGAUGGAUCAUUAGAUGGUGAAUCAUCAAACAAACGUCCACGCACAACAAUAACCGCCAAACAGCUGGAGACGCUCAAGAGUGCUUAUAAUAGUAGUCCGAAACCAGCAAGACAUGUCCGCGAACAGCUAUCUCAGGACACUGGGUUGGACAUGCGAGUGGUGCAGGUUUGGUUUCAAAACAGAAGAGCCAAAGAGAAACGACUGAAAAAGGAUGCUGGCCGUACCAGAUGGAGUCAAUACUUCCGCUCGAUCAAGGGCGGUAGUUCACCAAGUAGACAUGAUAAACUGUUAGAUAAGGAUGAAUUGAAACUCGAUCUAGAUAGCUUCAGCCAUCAUGAUCUGAGCAACGAUAGUUAUAGUACGUCUAAUAUGGGCCUAGAGGAUGGUGCAUCGCCACACAGUGGACGAGGGUCCUACAUACAUGGCAAUGGAAGUCCUCCGCCGUACUUAUCUAGUCAUUCGCCUCCGCCCAUCGGACCAGGUCACCACUAUGGUUCCUAUCCGGAUAACAUUGUAUAUACACCACUAGGUCAACCUGUCAACUCGAUACACCAUGGCGGUCCCCGGGGUCCCCACGGACUGCACGGUAGUGGGGUUUCAGAUUUGAGCAACGAUUCUAGUCCCGCGCAAGGGUAUCCAGAUUUUCCACCCAGUCCCGACUCGUGGCUUGGCGAAUCCUGUACACCGAAUGGAACCGUUCCAACAGUUGUACAACAGUCGGCUCCACCGCCACCACAAACCAACGGUAGCCAAAUACCAACCGUGUUACACUAUUGAGUCAGUAGGUAGUUUCUGCUAGGAUAUUCCGACAAAACUUUUGAAUGAACACAGGGUAUUUGUUGAUGGAAUUAUUCGGAUUUUUUUCAACUGUAAACCAGGAUAAUCUUAGAGCUGUGAAUUUACAUCACUCGAUUUUUUUUUUUGCAUUUUUCACAAUGCUGUAAUUGAAAAAAUAUCAAGCAAGAAAACAAUUCACCAAACUGGAAUUUUGAGUAAUUCAGUGUAAAUCAGUGUUAACUUCCUCUGUAUUACAUAAUUAUUUUUGCUUUGUACAAGAGAAUAUAGCGAAUCAAUUAAUUUAUUAUUUUUACCUCCCAACAAAGUUUUUUCACAGCUCUAAGGUUUUUUUGGUUUAAUCAAAUUAAUGUAUUUUAGUAACGUAACAAGUGAAGGUUGAUACUAUACAGCUAAUUAGUUGAUGGUUUGUCAUCCGGCACGCUGACAGUGCACAUAUACACACACACGAAACGCGAGAUCUAACUAGUCCAAAAAUAAACUUUUUAAUGGUGUCUAUGAUUUUCCAAGAAAGCAACGCUGUUAAGUCUUGUGUGAGCAAAUGAACUAGAUUUCGAAGUAUAAUAGAAAGAAAACAACACCCAAUGAGUUUCACUAUCAAAUAGUCUUCUUGUGUUGUAUAUUUAAUGGGGAGUAUGGUUCGACAUACUAAACGUAUGAGUUCCUUUCACAACAAAAUUGUACCAAAUAUAUUAUUAUGUAUUGUAGUUCGUUCGUAGAUUUAAAAUGAUAGGUUGUAUACUAUUUACAAAGCGAAUAAACUUUCGGUUUCCAAUUUACUUAAAGCUCUAGUCUUGGGCAUUGGUUCCUGUAUAGAGAAAGAAUCAGAUUUUUCGAAAACGAUACAGCUCCAAUUAUAGUCGGUUAUCAGUUUUACCCUAAUCUAAAAGUGUACAAAUAAUUUUCUUGCCUAAUUCCAGUACGGUUGAAAACUGUAUAUAAUCAGAGGAAGAAUAUUUCAUCUUUAUGUAAUUAACAAGGACACAAAAAUUAUACAAUGCAACCUUAGCUCUAGACAAACCACUAGAAUUAUAAAUCUACUGUGUACAUAUUUAUUUAAUUUAUUGCUAAAUGAAAAAAAAAACAAGACUUACGGAUCUUACAAAUGAA